Falco peregrinus (peregrine falcon) is the source of this 10506-nucleotide messenger RNA. It is a transcript of the gene XYLT1, whose product is annotated as xylosyltransferase 1. The transcript has 12 exons. Bases 112 to 2871 code for a protein of 919 amino acids. Lineage: Eukaryota; Metazoa; Chordata; Aves; Falconiformes; Falconidae. The record is from RefSeq and is a predicted model, not a curated record. Gene Ontology annotation, molecular function: protein xylosyltransferase activity. Gene Ontology annotation, cellular component: membrane. Gene Ontology annotation, biological process: chondroitin sulfate proteoglycan biosynthetic process; heparan sulfate proteoglycan biosynthetic process.
CCCUCCUCCUGCUGACGUCUGGCCCUGCCCGGCUGAAAACUCCGCGCCGCGGCGGAUGCGGCGGCUCUCGGGAGCGCGGCGGCGGCAGCAGCAGCAGCAGCAGCAGCGAAGAUGGUGGCCGCUCCGUGCGCCCGGCGGCUGGCGCGGCGCUCCCGCUCGGCGCUGGUGGCGGCGCUCACCGUGCUGCUCCUGCAGACCCUCCUCGUCUGGAAUUUCACCUCCCUCGACGCCGGCGAGGAGCAGCGCGGCGGCGCCGGCCGCGGGAAGCGAGACCGCGGCGGAGAUCAGCGGGCGCACCCGCAGCGCCGCGGACCCGCCGCCCCGCACGGCAAGGCGAUGAUUGAACCUCCUAGUCCCUACACCAGCUUGGAGACGCAGGAUGGCUAUUUUUCCCACCGACCGAAAGAGAAAAUGCGAACAGACAGCAAUAAUGAAAAUUCAGUCCCCAAGGACUUUGAAAAUAUUGAUAACAGUAACUUUGCUCCCAGGACUCAGAGGCAAAAACACCAGUCUGAGCUGGUGAAAAAACCCCUUAGUAAGCAAAAGGAGCACUUGAGAAAGAAACUGGAAGAGGAGAAGAUGAAGGAGAAUUUGCUGCUGGGGAAGAACUCCAAUGAGGUGGUGCAAUUCAGCGAUCACCCUGGAAAAAACAGCAGCAGCAACAACAGUUUGAAGGACAUUCACAGGUCUCCCAGACAGCAUAAUUUGAAAAAAAGUGGAAACAGCUCCCCUGAACUGAGAUAUGACCAACCACCAAAGUGUGAGGUAACGGGCAAAGAGGCAAUCUCAGCCAUGUCCCGGUCUAAAUCUAAGCAGUGUCGGCAGGAGAUCGCGGAGGUGUAUUGUCAGCACAAGCAUGGAAAGCUGAUGCCGGAGAAGGUGAUGCGUUUCUGUACACUGGAGGGAAAAGCCAACAACAAUGUACAGUGGGAUGAGGACUCCGUAGAAUACAUGCCAGCCAACCCAGUCAGGAUCGUAUUUGUCUUGGUUGUUCAUGGCAGAGCUUCUCGGCAGCUCCAACGCAUGUUUAAGGCUAUUUACCAUAAAGACCAUUUUUAUUACAUUCAUGUUGACAAGCGAUCCAAUUACUUGCACCGGCAAGUGCUCCAGUUUGCUGACCGGUACCCAAAUGUGAGAGUCACUUCUUGGAGAAUGGCAACUAUCUGGGGAGGAGCAAGUCUUCUGUCCACCUACCUGCGGACCAUGAGGGACUUAAUGGAGAUGAAUGACUGGCCAUGGGAUUUCUUCAUUAACCUCAGUGCUGCUGACUACCCAAUCAGGACAAAUGACCAGCUAGUAGCAUUCCUGUCCAGAUACCGUGAUAUGAACUUCUUGAAAUCACAUGGGAGGGACAAUGCAAGAUUUAUCAGAAAACAAGGACUGGAUCGGCUGUUCCUGGAAUGCGAUACCCACAUGUGGCGCCUGGGGGACCGCAGGAUCCCAGAAGGAAUCACAGUCGAUGGAGGGUCGGACUGGUUUCUCCUGAACAGGAAGUUUGUGGAGUAUGUCACUUUUUCUAAUGAUGAUCUGGUAACAAAGAUGAAGAGGUUUUACUCUUACACGUUGCUUCCUGCUGAGUCCUUCUUUCACACUGUUCUGGAGAACAGCCCGUACUGUGACUCCAUGGUGGACAACAACUUGCGCAUCACGAACUGGAACCGAAAACUCGGUUGCAAGUGUCAGUACAAGCACAUUGUUGACUGGUGUGGCUGUUCACCUAACGACUUCAAACCAGCAGACUUCCACCGAUUCCAGCAGACUGCCAGGCCAACUUUCUUUGCCCGCAAAUUUGAAGCUGUAGUGAAUCAGGAGAUAAUCGGCCAGCUGGACUACUACUUGUAUGGCAACUACCCCUCGGGCACACCCGGCCUCCGGUCGUACUGGGAGAACGUGUACGACGAGCCUGACGGCGUGCACACCCUCAGCGACGUCGCCCUCACCAUGUACCAUGCCUUCUCCCGCCUGGGCCUGAGGAGAGCGGAGACUUCGUUCCACGCUGCUGGAGACAACAGCUGCAGAUACUACCCCAUGGGCCAUCCAGUUUCCGUCCACCUUUACUUCCUUGCUGACCGUUUCCAAGGCUUCCUAAUUAGACACCACGCAACGAAUCUGGCUGUCAGUAAACUAGAAACUCUGGAAACGUGGGUGAUGCCCAAGAAAGUCUUUAAGAUCGCAAGUCCACCAAGUGAUUUUGGAAGGCUGCAGUUUUCAGAGAUUGGCACCGAAUGGGACGCCAAGGAAAGGCUUUUCCGGAAUUUCGGAGGACUCCUUGGGCCGACAGAUGAGCCAGUUGGCAUGCAGAAAUGGGGAAAAGGCCCCAACGUCACCGUUACUGUCAUUUGGGUGGAUCCUGUUAAUGUAAUUGCAGCAACAUAUGAUAUUCUUAUUGAAUCCAGUGCCGAAUUUACUCAUUACAAACCACCUUUGAAUUUGCCCCUGCGACCCGGUGUCUGGACGAUAAAAAUUCUGCAUCACUGGGUACAGGUAGCUGAAACCAAAUUCCUUGUUACCCCUCUCACCUUCUCUAAUCGGCAGCCUAUCAAACAAGAGGAAGCCAUGAAGUAUCACAGCGGGCCUCCGAAGAACGCGUACAUGGAGCAGAGCUUUCAGGGCUUGAACCCUGUCCUGAAUAUCCCCAUCAGCGCUGCCCGUGUGGACCAGGCCAAGAGGAACGCAGAGCUCGUGGGUGCCCGGCUAGAAGCCUGGGUGGACUCUCUGGUCAGCAGCGUCUGGUCGGCCGUGGACAUCUGCAGCACCGGCCCCACCGCCUGCCCAGUCAUGCAGAGCUGUGCUCAGACAGCCUGGAGUUCCCUGAGCCCGGACCCUAAAUCUGAGCUGGGCCCCAUCAAACCCGACGGUCGCUUGAGGUAGCAUCUGGUACGCUCUCCUCCAGCACAGGUUUUUAAAAGGGAAUUUAACCUUGUUCGUAUGUGAAUCCCACACCGCAUUUCAGAAACCUAAGGGAACAUUAUAAUUUUUUGUUACUUAUUGCAAUAUAAUUCAUUAAAAAAAAAAAAAAAAAAGAUUGACAAGGCCUUUGGCACUGCCCUCUCCAUCCUGCUGUCAGGGGCAGCUUCGGCCACCCCGCAGCCCCUGCCUCCCCAAGGUGCCCCGGCCACAUGUGCCACUGCACCCGCCGCCUCUGCAGGCUCCAGAACGGCUCCAGAACGGCAGCAGCAAGCCAUGGAGAGGGCAGCAAAGGAGCAGCUGCUAAAAGUGUUUCUUAAAAAUAAAUCUGUCUGUACCUCCGCUGUUUCAUAGGCUUUCUUUAUUUUGCUACCCUGAAUAAAUCACAGCAAAAUUCCCUUUUAGUUAUGCAUCCUGGGGAGGUCGGUUACUGCAGGCUAGAGCCUGUAUGGCUGCAUUACCUCACAGGACCUGAAAUAAUUAUGGUACAGCCUCACUCUAUUUUUUUUUAUUUUUUUUUUUAAUUACACAAAGUAAUUCUAAACUUAGUUAAUGUCUGUUAUCCUGCUUAGGAAAAACAAGCAAAAGCAGAAACUUCCAGAUUAUUUUCAGAGAUUUUUUAAAACUUAAUUCCAUGAUAAACUCUAAACGGAACCAGCUUGCUAUAUUAGAUUUCUGUGUCUCAUGCAGUCAGGUUCAGGGUCUGGGUAGGAAGAGUAUUAAAUUGAAGAACAAAGAAGUAUUUUGGAUUUCAGCCCUUUGGAAUCUGCGGGGUUUUUUUCUAAGCUCACCAGUACCUAAGCACUUUUGCAGACUUGCAGUGCAGCAGGUGUGUCUGUAGGCUGGGGGUGGGCUGCAAUGUGCCUGCUCACAGCCUUUGCCGAUUCUGCUUGUGAGCUGAGCUUGAGUUUUUUCUCAGGCAGUGGAGUUGUGUGGAGCCAGUAGAAUGGUAUAAUUGGGACCUAAAUCUGUAACAACAUGUUUCUUCCCUAAUGCGAAUAGUGGCUAGUACGUCUUAACACUAAUUCCCUCCCUUGAUCUCAGAUCUGCCAGCUCUUCGUGUUCAUGAAGGGUCCUUCUAGGCUUGUGCAGGGCAUGGGUUCCUGGCCGAAGCCACGAGCUGACGGCGAAGGAGAGCAAUGCUGUAGUUCUCAGUGCUUUGACUUUAUUCUGUCAACAACCUACCCUUGUGUGUCUUCAGAAUUUCUAGCAGGCUGCAUCCUGUUUUAAAUGGCAUGUUUUGCAUCGUUUUAAGCUGCAUUUUCUACAGUAGGAAAAAGAUUUAUUUACAUUCCAAGAACUUUUAAAAUAUAGGGGGGGUAUGCAAAUUAAUCUCCAACUAAUGCAUUUUACAUUAACAUAAAACAUGCAGUUUGUUGUUGCUGUGGUAAUCUCUUGUUAACAACGUAACCCAAAAAGGCUAUUAAAAGCUAUUGGGUUAAUUAGGAGAAAAAUCCUGUUGAUGUAAUGAAGUGAGGUAUCUGUUUACCCUUCUGUGUCUAUGGCUAACUUUCUGCUGAUGAGAGUUAUGCAUCCACAGCAGGAGGGAAACAGACCCUUAAAUCAUGCUGUAAUCGCGUCUCACAGAAAGGUUGAAUUCCCUUUUAAACAACAGUUGCAAGAUGACCGUAACACGCAGAUCCCAGUGGCUUCUAGUAUCUCUCUCCGACGUAUUGGUUUAAAGCUACUUGCAUUUUGCUUUGGACUUGAAAUUGCAGUGUCAGCUGUGCUGGCAUUAAGGCAAAGCAUUGAAAUGUUUAUCUGGCACAAAAACGGAUGCAUAGAAGGAACAAUUUAGGUAUUUAUUAUUUAUGUUUUAGUCAAUGACUAAUUAGUAGGUGCUGCUUUUGCAGCUUGAAGAUUACGUUAUCUUACUAACUGAAGCUGCCUUUAUUAAGAAAAGGCCUUCCUCCCCUCACACCUCCUUUUCUUUUUUUGUCUUGAUUUUGACAGUCACUAGAGCAGUAGUUUUAGGAAAGCUUGUAGCAGUGAGAGCUGGUUGAAAUAUUUCGGUCAAGGUAAUGUUCCAGCUUCACAACCAGCUCUAGUAGCAAGCGUGUUUAAAACCAGGGCUGCCAACAGGUUUAUAUAAUAGAAACACAGUGUUAUUACUUAUUCAGUGGAGGUUUUUUAACAGCGCUUGUUUUUAAUCUGACAUUCCUUCAUGAAGUUCAAAUUUUCUGGGGAUCUCCAAUCCUCACUGUGAAGUCCAGGGCUUUAGUCACACUGAUGCAAUGGCAAGUCUAUGGUUCAAGCCAAGCCCUGCAGGUUAAAUUAAGAACGUCGUAUUUGGGCACACAAUAAAAUUCGUUAACAAUCCCAGCCAGUGAUUGUUCUCAAUAAGACUACUGGGGUAGCGGCAAAAUCUUCAGUCUGUCUUGCACAUAAGCAUAUGUAUAAGGGUGCGCCCACACACAUGCAUGCAGAUAACUUGGUUUUUAAAUUUGAUACUUUUUUUAUUCUUAAGCAGGAAUGUUUUUAAGUGCUUUGUUGGUAAGUUUUCAUUAUUAACUAGACCAAGCAGAUGGUGGCAACAAUCCCAUCUUUUGUGGUUAGAAGAAAAUCUGCCACUUUUAUCAUUUAAAAUGGAAGGUGCAAAUUAUUUUCUUUUAGUACAAAAAAGGGAAAGAAAACAAAUGGUUGCUGAUAUAUCUAUUUACAUUAUAUGCUAGGUUUAAAAUAAAACAAAAUUUAUAUUAGUUUAUUUUCUGAAAGACAAAAAGCAUCUACACAAAGAAGUUUUGUAGCAAGCUGGCAAUCCCAGUGCUGCUGUUGAAAUAUAUGGUAUAAAACUGAAGAGGCUGAUCCUGCAGUCCUUUCUCAGGCAAAACUUCCAUGGAGUGCCAACGCUGAGUAAGGACUUCAGGGUCAAGUCCAGCAUAAAUAAAGGGUGUGGCAGUAUGAUCUGAGUAUAUACUGUCUGUGUUUGAAGUCAUGAAAGGAUGAGCUGCCGAGUUUGGAAUGUCUUCUGGGGGCAGUGUCAAGUUUUGGACCUAAAUGACAACCUCCACUAUAGCUAUUAGUAUGCAGACACGGAUACAUGAGUUAUAGAUGGGACACUGUGUCUGAGUUACAAAGUUCUGUAGUUGUGAAGAAGAACCAUGGAAAGCAAGACUUUGCAUCAGGGAUCAGAGCUUGCUCCAAGUCGAUGCUGUGGUAGCGCUGCUAAGAGCGACAUCCUGCUUGGUGGCUUUUGUGGUUCUGAAACGGCAGGCACCUGGAGCCUGUGUUGCGUAUUAUGUAGUGUGAGAAGAGAAUAACUUCACAGAUCUUACAUUUGGUGAAAAGGAGAAUUCAGAGCAGGGGCCCACAGUUCAUGCGAAACAAGCGAGUUACGCAUCUUCAUUUGAAUGUGCGAGUGUUGUUUUCCAGCCACGCUGGCUAGUCCUGGCUGAAGAGGACUCCACCUGAAGGCCAGUUUUGAUGAACAUCCCUUCCUGUGGGAGGGGGCUGUACUUCCAUGGGCACACAUUUGUCUUCUGUGCAUAAUGCUUUGCUCGUUCAAAUUCCCUGCCCAUUCUGCACGACAGCCAUGUAACACUUCUGUGAUCAAUCAGUAUUACGCAGAAAAAGAAUGUGGCACAAUGCAGAACAUCUACAUACAUGAUUUAAUGAAUUACAUCCAAAGUCAGUCUCAGCAUUAUGCAAACCUGUUUAUAUGGUAAUGUUAAGCCUUGAGGCUAAUAGAAAUAGCUCAAAUGACAGUUUAUUUUCAGAUUUGUCCAAUUCUUUCUUUGAUGUCAUUGGGACAUUGAGUUGUAGUAUUUGUAUUUUCAUUUUCUGAUAUUGAAAGGGUUUUUUAGAGUUGAAUUAUGUCUUCAUUUUUUGUGCUCUCGGCAAGCAGAGAAUUUUAACAAUUCCUUCAUGAUAGCAAGUGUUAUACAAGAAAGUCCCUCUGUAUCUCUGUUGUUAAGCCUUCGUUAUUGCUGAGCCUAGAGAUACAGGAAUGUGCAUUCAUCUGUUACAAAUUGACUUUCCUAAGUAUUGGCUUCAGUGCACAAUGCAUGUACAGUUGUUUAACGGCACAUUAUCAAUGAUCCUGCAGCACCUUCAAAAGGACCAGCUAAUGUGUAUUCACCUUCUGUCCAUCUCCUACAGCACUAAUUGCAAUACUAAUGAAAUCUCCAUCACUCUUAGCCACGAUUAUGGUGGACAGAGUAGUGAAGUCAGUGAAUCAGAACUGGGAUAUUCUGAGCCUGGCCAAAGGGAGAGAUGAAGGGUAAAGAAGCUGCUGAAACUUCACAAAAGUUUGACACAGUUGUGCUCCAACAAACCUUUGAACAAUCUGGGCACCUUCUGCACAGCAAGGCUGGGAAAUGCUGAUACCAUGAGAUCUCAGCUUUGACUUCCCAGAUAAAAAGAAAACAAGAUCCAGAUUUUUAUCGUGUCCAGGCAAUGAGGACCAACUUUCUGUUGAUUUCUCUGGCUCUCUUUCAUCACAGCUGUCAGAGAACUGCCAGCUUCCCGCCGGCUGUCACACCCUCAUUGUCUUCCGAGAUCACAAAGCUUCAGGAGUUGGCCACAUGAAACCUUGGCGAGCUCCACCACUUUCCAUUGAGCAGGAAGUUUUGUACUUGUGUGAGCCAAAUCCCUUAGGCUUCUUCAAAAACCCUAGCUGCAAAUCAGAAAAGUUUGCUUUUCAGAGCAGCCUUCAGUCAGCUCAGUACUAACACACGUGAAGGAGUUGGUAAAAGUGAUUGCAAUUAUCUUUUCCCAAUUUUCACGCAGGGGCAUUUAAUACAUGUAAUAGUAGGUUUAGUUAUUCCAGCAUCAGACCUGGUAGCAAGUAGCUGGCGGCGUUUCGCACUGGCCUUUGUUUCAGCCUGGUUAUGCAAAGAUAAUGGUCCGUACGUGCUUUUAUUUCAGCUAUUCAAGACCUCCAGGAUAGUCUGAAGCAUUCAUAGGACAUGAAUUAAACACAUGCUAAAUGGCAAUUGAAAACAUCAUGUAAAAAGGUCUUUCUAGACCAAACCCUCAGGCUUCUGCCAAGAUAGCUCCAGGACUGGAGCCCCCAGAGAGGGUGGGAGCAGUGUGGAGUUGGAGGGAUGGGCCACUGCCCUCCUAGGGGCCCAGCAGGAGCUGGAGAGCGGGAAUGGCGGCUGAGGGCAGCUGCUGCUGCAGCCAGGCACAGAGGAGCCAAACAAAUUAGGGUUAAGGGCAGCGAGCAAGACUCUGUAGAGAAAUACCUUUUUUCCUGUAGACUCUUCAAGGAUGAGUAAAUGCUCUGAUUUGUAACUCCUUUUGGAGGGGUAGAGUAGAAGGGAUUGGCCUUUGAAAACCUUUACAGCCACCAUCGCAGUAAGGGAGAAAAGAAUCGGGCUGAGAGCAUUUAAAAUUGAGGCAACAAACCUUACAGCCCCACGGCCACAGUAGCGCUAGUCUGUCUCCAGUUACGUUUGGUGUUGGCAGCGAUUAACCUUCACGGUGUGAUACUGCAGGUACCAUGUUGAUUUUGUUCCUGUAGACUAACAGUAGUGUGUAGAUCACUCUCUGCUCUUUGCUUCUGCCUUGGUUACCUUCUUUUGCUCAUGGGUGCUAUCACAGCUGCUACCUCACUGUGUCUGCAAACACGUUUACCUGAUAACAACAAAAAAAGGUACCAGAAAUCUCCUUGAACUGAAUGUACAAUCUAUGCAAAUUCUCUUUCUACUUUGUUAAAACCUAGAAGUAUUACUUGUAACCUUGCCAAAUAAACAGCAAGAUACUGUACAGGUGCCUCUGAUGACAGAGUGACAAUUCUAGGCGCAGUUCAUUGCGCUGCAUUUGUAUAUUGUAAUGACUUGACUUGUCUUUGGUUCUGUUGUAAUUAACACCCUCAACUGAGAAGAUAGCAACCUCUCGCUAGGGGAGCACCUUCAGUUUGCUGGGAAUAUUCUGGAGGAGGAUGUCUGUGGCAUUUCGUUUUAUUUUCCUGCUUACAUCCAAAAGAAGGCACAGACCUGCUGGCCAAAAUUAGGGUGGUGUUUCAGAUUUUCCUUGGGUGAAUCCGAUCAGCUCUGGAUUGCUUGGUGUCUGUCCCCAUUGCAGCAUCCAGUGUGUUGCCCCUUAAAGAAAGCCUUACUUUCAUCCUUUCUAAAUGUGGCCUUAAACUGUGUUAGAAAGUUUGAUGUUGUCUGUGUCUUGCUCACUUUUUCUGUUUGUUGUGGAAUAAAUAAAAGGCACCUUGAGGUUUCUAUUACAGCACAGUUGUGUUGCUGUCAGCUUACACUUCACAAAUACAAUAGAAAUUGCUUACAAAUGCAGUCUUUAAGGGAAGAAAAUGACCUUCCCUUUGGGCAAAAGGAUGGCUCAUAUGUUCAUAUAAACCUUAGGAAAUUAUGAGCUCUGUCUUUUGCAACUCACUGUAGAUAAGGAAGGUUGAUUUAAUUACCUACAAAGUACAAACUUAAUAACUUUUAAUUUAUCUUCAGACUGUAACAGGACAGACUGCUCUCAGAGGCACAAGACAAAUUCUGGAGUAAUUUCACUCAUUCUGACAUGAUGUAGUAGCAUUCCUUUCAGAUUCGAUAGCUGAUAGCUGGGAGUAGAUGCAUCCUCUUCAUGGUAUGGUCUUAAAAUCUGAAGAAUGUCACCAUGUGGGGCCAGAUUUUGAGUGAUGGUUGGGAAUCUAACAGUACAUUUAGAAGACAGGGGAGUCUGGUUGUAUCAUCUAAGUCGUAAAUGCAUUUCCAAAAAUUUGGCUGUUGGAGCUUCAUCCAAAGGUUGUCAAAAUCAGCAGAAACCAAGGACUUCUGCCAAGGCCCGUAUAUGUUGGGUUUCUUUCCUAGUUUUCUCCAUGAGAACUGUCAUGUUGCAGUAGCACCAAUAUUCCCGGCAGGCUGCAGUGCUUUGAGGAAUCCCAAAUCCUAUCCUGUUUAGGUAUUCAGAUGCGGAUACAACCCUAAAGGCAACUGAAAAGGGUGUACGUAGAAAACCAGAUUUGCGAAACAAAAAGAAUUAAUUUGAGUUAAUGAAAUGAUUUUUCUGACUUUGUCAUUUUGGUUUUGUUUUGGGUUGAUUGGAUUUUUGUAUUGCCUAACAUAGUCCAUAAUAAGUUAUUCCUAUUCUGUCAUUUUCAAAGACUGGUGGUAAUAUAGUUUUAAGAAAUAACUAUUUUGUUAUAGAUCAUAAUAUGCAUAAAAUUGUACAGAAAUAUUUUGUAAGCUAUUGAAUAAGAAAAAAGAAAGCCAUGUAUAUACAGCAAAGUUUAAAAAAAAUAUUGGGAAUUCAAAUGGAACACACUGAAAGUUGUAGAUAUUUUGCUAUUUAUUUAAAGGAGUAUUUUAUGAGAUAUUGAAAUGUCUUAAAUUGACCGGUAAUCAAAGUUCAAAGUCAGAAUGCUUUUCUUGUAGUAGAAUGUGAUUUUCAGCAAUUAUUGCACUACCCAUUUUUGCACCCUUUUGUCUUUCAUUUAGCAGAAAACAAUGUGCCUUAGCUGUAUUCUUUGUCAAUGGGAGUUUGGUUUUAUUGUCCAACAAAGCAAAUUUUUUUGCAGAAAAAGAAAUGGAUGUAUUAAAUACUGUAUUAUACCAAAAACACUGCAGUUGUAUAUAAAUGCUUUCUGUCAUACUGUGUUUUCAGAUGCAGAAUUUUAAAAUAAAAAAAAGGCUGUCUUUAGGA